This is a messenger RNA of Oreochromis aureus, 3194 nucleotides long. It is a transcript of the gene foxh1, whose product is annotated as forkhead box H1. Gene Ontology annotation, biological process: regulation of DNA-templated transcription. Lineage: Eukaryota; Metazoa; Chordata; Actinopteri; Cichliformes; Cichlidae. Gene Ontology annotation, molecular function: DNA-binding transcription factor activity; sequence-specific DNA binding. Bases 281 to 1825 code for a protein of 514 amino acids. The transcript has 4 exons. The record is from RefSeq and is a predicted model, not a curated record.
GAUAAACCUAAAGGGAAUGUCACCGACAGUGGAAGAAAAAUACUGACCCAAUUUGAAGCAGGUGUGCAACGGAGAUUUGAUGUUCACCGUGUUUAGGAAUGCCAUCUGACCUAGAAAAACAAACAAACAAACUCAUUCAUAUAUUUUUGCGUAUUCCUGCAGAAAUUACACAUUUGUGCGAGUCAGCCUGGAGCCAGCAGUCUGCCAGAAGUUAAGGACCGACUCUUUGACCUCCUCCCCCUCUACGUGCAGAGCCAUAUUCCUCCCCUGACUGAUCAGCAUGACAAAGCAUUGGCCGGGGCAGAGUCUCUUGGCACCGAUCGCUUCAUCCCACCUAGGAGAACUUCUCGACCAUCAACUUGACUUCCACAGAAAUGAGCAGCAGAGUUUUCCUCCCAGCGGCGUAGCGCCGUGGAGCUCACCGGCCCAACACUGGCCUUACCUCUCGGAUCCGAUGCCUCCCCAGCAGCUGCCGCGCUCGGAGGAACCAACGGAGCGCCCCGGACACCUCACCGGCGCCACAGGAUUCAUGGAUAAAGAGGAACCGCCUGGAUCUUUAAACCCGAAUGAUCAAGAUGGGCAGUUUAAGCAGGAUGAAACGCAGGACAUGUGGAAAAGUGAACGGGAGAAAAGAAAUGCCGGCAGUGGGAAGAAAAAGAACUACCAGAGGUACCCAAAACCUCCGUAUUCCUAUCUUGCAAUGAUCGCUAUGGUCAUCCAGAGGUCUCCAGAGAAGAAGCUGACGUUAGCUGAGAUCCUCAAGGAGAUCAGCACCCUCUUUCCAUUUUUCAAAGGAAACUACAAAGGCUGGCGAGAUUCUGUGCGACACAACCUUUCCUCAUAUGACUGCUUUGUUAAGGUAUUAAAAGACCCAGGUAAGCCACAGGGCAAAGGCAAUUUCUGGGCAGUGGAGCUGAGCCGCAUUCCUCUGGAGCUUCUCAAGAGGCAGAACACGGCCGUGUCCCGCCAGGAUGAAACCAUCUUUGCUCAGGAUCUGGCUCCUUACAUCAUGCAGGGACACAAGCCUGAGUCUGAGGCACCUCCUGAACCUGUGACCUCGCUCCCUCCCAAAUCUUCUGGAAACUCUUUCCCAACGCAGGAUGACUUGUACAGACCUAAGCUGGAUUCGUCCUUCGCCAUCGACUCCCUGCUACACAGCCUGAGGCCAAUCAGUGCUUCAGGGGAUUUAGAUAUGGCUUCUGGGGACUGCUGGGGUGAGGUGGCUCGGGCUCGGCCUUCACCGGCUCCGCAACAUCGUUACACCUCCUCUGCUCGCAGUGCCUCUGCAAGCUCUGCAAGCCCAGCCUCCACCUCCUCCUCUUCCUCAUCUUCAUCUGAUGAAGAGUGGAAAGGAGUAACUGGGAAGCGUGUUCCUCCUGAUGUGGAAGCAGGGGCAGAUAUUUGCAGGCCACCACUGCAGAAAUCAGCCAGACGGGAAUCUGUACCACCUCCAUGGGAGCUCCCUACCUCCUACGCUAAAUAUGCACCCCCGAAUGUCGUUGCCCCACCUAGCAUGCGUUUCAACGGGGGUCCUCUGAUGCCCCUGCACAGCGGGCUACCCAUUUACGGCUAUGGUAGCUCUCCCAUGACACCAAGUCACUUCUUGGGCCAUACAUACUGGCCCAUCCUCCCCAGUAGACAAGUUUCAGUGAGAGCCCCUCCUUUACUCAUGGACCUGGACAACAUGUUGCAAUCUGUGCCUCCAAAUAAGAGUGUGUUUGAUGUGCUGGUACCAGCCAAUCAAAACUCUCACCCACACCAUCAGCAGCCCGGUCAGUACUCUUUGCAGAAUGGGGCUCCUCUCAACCGGUACCAUCAAUACUGAGUAUUACUGUCACCCAAACAGGAUACCAAACAGCAUUGAUAAACAACUGGAUGCACACCAAGAUCCAAAAAGGAACUAUAUUUUGUCUGCCACUUCCACAAACUCAAGAAAUACAACAAAUGUAAAAAACAAAACUCGCUGAGCUGUAGACAAUGUUAUCGAUUGACUCAGAGUUUUAUCAGUGUUUUUAUGUUGCAAUUUUUUUUUAAAAAGAAACAGUGUAUGGAGUAUUACAUGGCUUCACUGAAAGAAAACCUUUUAUAAUAACUGUACAACAAAACGAGUAUCUACCUCAGUCUUUCAGUGAAAUUGUGUAAUACUGCAAGUCAUUGCACUGCACCUGUAGUUUGCACUGUUUCUUUAGUUGCAUAAACAAGCUUCUUUUUUUAACCUUUAUUAUCAUUUUUUUAAAUGUUUUCUACCUAUUGUGACUACUGAAUGUAUUACACAAAGCCAUGAAGAACUGGACUACAAGGCCUAUGCAGUAAAUAUGAGCUAAAGACUGACACUGUAGGGUUAGUAAAUGAAGACAUUGCAUCUUUGUCUUUAUGGUGCGACGGUGCACAGAUCAGUGCCUACAUCUAAAUGAUUAUGAUAGAUACCAAAAGAUACCAUUUGUAGUGUUUACAAAUCUGUGCCAUGUUUAGUAAAUCGGAUGGCUGAGCAUAGGACAGUCCAUUGUGUUUCUAGUCUGAAAUUUAUGUACGUCUGUGUUGGUUCUAUUGAUGGUGGCAUUGGCCUUGUUUACUGUUAUUUUCUGUCAUUGUGUGCAAGGGGAAAGGAAAUCUGUACUGGGAAGAAAACAAAAGAUUUCUGGAGACAGUGUAAUUUUUAUAAUAUCUUUGUUUUAGUCUGAAGUCAGUUCAAGUGAUAUAAUCUGAGAAUCUGACAGCUUGUCAUGACACUGGAGACUAUUUUUCACAUCCUGACAGCCAAAACUUACCUCAAACUGAAUCAUUUCCUGCAGAAUUUGCACUGCUGGUUAUUUUUGCACUAUUUUAAUGGCAUUACAAUCAUCUUUUAUAGGAAGCUGCUUUUAAAAGUCUCCUUACCUUGACAGGUGAAUGUUUUGUUAGUUUUCUGACAUUUUACUGUGAUUUUUCUGACAACUUUUUACAGUACUGAGUAGCAGUUCAGCUCAGAAGUUUUAAGUAUCCAAAGAAUGUUCUGGAGUUUUAACAGGGUAUGUAAAUAAAAGGUUUAUUUUAACAGUGCUGUUCAGUGUUCUGUGAGGCUGUAUAACAAUUGUGCUGUUAAGUGCAAAAUCCUGCUAACUUCACAUGAAUAUGCCGUAUUUUGGUUGCAAUAUUUAUGUGUAUUUACACUCUGCAGCCACUUUACUAGGUACACCUUAUUAGCAGUGGGUGGG